AUGAGCAGCUUGAGGCCGACUGUCAAGUCCAACUUCGCUGAUGGAAACGCGAGGACGCAACAAUUUGAUUCCAUUGACCAGGGUUCAAAGCAUCGCGAUGGCGGGCGCAGCGCAAUGCCUCACGCUCGCAACGAUCUCAGCGUCCACCAGCAGCCAAAGCGUGGUGGACAGAGCAUGAACCACCUGCUCUCUUUCACCCUGCCUCCCCGAAGUCGACCGCCUCUUGCUGGACCAGCCCGCAGAUCGCGUAGAGGCGCGAGCUACACACCCUUUAACAAGGAGCGCUACGUCAAUGCACAGUAUCGCUUCCUUGUCAAGCCAACCGGCGACUACACGGCCUACUUUGCCGACCCGGACAUCUACCUCAACUGGGCUGACAUUCUCCAAGUUGUUAUUCCGACGUCUUCGGCUCUCGCUGGAGUAGCCUCCUCUGCACCCAUCACAGACCAACCUCGAGAGCCGGAACACGAAGGUGCUGCAUGCCCUAUCUGCCUUUCGCCACCCACCGCACCACGCAUGACCAAAUGUGGCCACGUGUUUUGCUACCCCUGCAUCCUCCACUAUCUCACUCUCAAGGAUGAUAACAACAACAAGCCUGCUGCACCAGCUCUACAGCCGUCGACGCAAAAGUGGCGACGAUGCCCUAUUUGUUGGGAUGCAGUCUAUGCGCGUGAUCUCAAGGCGGUGCGCUGGUGGGACGCGCGCGCUGCAGCUCGUCAGCACGAGCUCAAGCUACAAGAGCAGCACGACCUCCAACGUGCUCAGCGCAUAAGCGAGUUAGACGAGGAUAGCCACAUUGGCACAGCCGCCGACCUCAAGGACGAGAAUGCGCCGAGCCUCACACACUCGCAUCCCGACAUGCUUGCAUUGCGUCUAAUUGAGCGACCCAACGUAACCACGCUAGCACUGCCGCAGUCGUCGACAUGGCCUGCUUCCGUGCUGGACCACCCGCUCAUACCAGUGCACUCGGCACCGUGGCACUUUCAACCAGACGUGAUGAGCUUUGCCAAAUUCAUGCUAGCUACGCCAGAACUUCUCAUUGAGUCGCUUGAUAAAGACCUGCAAGAGCUGGACCAAGAGAUCGACGUAUUAAAAAGCUUCGGCACAGAUGCAAGUGGGCUUCACUUUGUGGCACUGGCACAGAACAAGGUCAAGGAGCAAAUGCAAAAAGUGCGAGACGAACUUGAUCUACCCAUCGUUCGCAGCUCCAUCGGACAGGCGCGCAACCACCUCAGAGAUCACCAAGCCACGCUGAUGGGGCAGCUGCAGCGCACAGAUCUGAGCCGACGCCAGCGCAAACGCCUGGAGCGCUCACAGACUGACGAGGAGCCGGAUUCGAUACCUCUCUCCAGCAGAGGCGAGCGGGCCGUCGCUCGUGACGGGACACCCGAGGCUGCUUUGGGCGCCGAAGAGUUCCUAGCGCUUCGGGUGCAAGCGCAGAGAGGGACGAUAAGCCACACAUCCUCUGACGACGGAAGCACCCUCCACAAGGACAGCAUCGCAUCGCGAGGAGCGACCGACGCGAUGCACAAGAACGGCCACACCCGUCAGCCGAAACCACGCAAGAACGUCAACCCUCCACAACCCGAGUCGUCCUCCUAUGUGUUCUUCCAGGCGGCAUCGGGUCAAAGCAUCUUCUUGCAUCCUCUCGAUACCAAGAUCCUCCUUUCUCACUAUGGCGCAUACGCAAAGCUGCCACGUAAUUUGGCCGUUAAAGUGGCUGGGGCGAAUGAAGGCAGCAUGAACGAGGAGUUACGUAGAAGAUGCAAGUACCUCAAUCACAUUCCCAUGGCGGCCGACGUCGUGUUCAUCGAGGUGGAUUGGGAAGGCAUGGACCUGAUCAGCAAGGCGACGCUGCGUCCAUACGAGCAAGCGUUGCGCCAACGUCGCAAUCGAAGACGAGACAAAGAGCGACGUGAGGAUCGAGCCAAGACGCGAGCCGAGGAAGCUGAAUUGGUCUCGAACCAAGGUGGACCUGCUGCAGCAGCAGCAUAUCGGAGGCAGCAGGAGCAACUUGCCGCAUUUACGAGUGAGGCCAAUUUUCCUUCGGAUGGUCUCUCGCGCAGCUUUGAGCAUGCACGAACUGGUGGAGGUGCGAGCGCAGCCGAAGGUGCAUUUGCGUCACCGAGCUUCCGCGAAUCGGCCAUGUUCGGCGCCGAGCGCGAGUUUCCUUUGCAUCCCGGAGCAGCCGAGACGGAAGACUUUCCUGACUCGUUGCGCGGCACGCGUGAUGGCCUGGAACGCGUCUCGAUCUCUUCGGACGAUCAAACAGAGCGUGUAGGGCAGGGCGAAGCGAGUAAGCCACCGCGUAGAGCAGCGCCCGUGCAAAAGACGGUUUGGGGCACACCUGCCUCCAAGUCGAGCUUUUCCAAUGCGAUUCAGGGACGUGGCUCUGACGCCCAUGGCAUUUGGGACGAUCAGAUAGAAGAUGCAUGGCAUGAACUCGAAGAGGACUACAUUCUCGGCUCUACCACUUCGGGAAGGAGACCGACUGGGCCUGUUCGAGAGGGACGCGGACUUAACAAACAGAGCAGCUCCAGCGGCGGUGCCAAUGCCAAUGGCGCGAUCAAGCCUCCAAUCGGUGGACGAAGCUAUACCUGGUCCAAGGAGAGCAGAGAUGUCGCACCUAGGGAAAGUCAAGCGGAAGCCAGUUCGGCAGACGCACCAAGCUCGAACGUUGCCGCCGCGACAAAGCCGAAACGUGUUAAGAAGAAGCUUAUACUCACUGGAGGCGGCGGCGGUCGUGGUUCUCGAUAG
Molecule: messenger RNA, 2757 nt
Organism: Mycosarcoma maydis (corn smut)
Lineage: Eukaryota; Fungi; Basidiomycota; Ustilaginomycetes; Ustilaginales
Exons: 1
Coding region: 1-2757 (918 amino acids)
Biological process (GO): positive regulation of transcription by RNA polymerase II
Molecular function (GO): metal ion binding; transcription cis-regulatory region binding
Source: RefSeq, a predicted model, not a curated record